Molecule: messenger RNA, 621 nt
Organism: Gamsiella multidivaricata
Lineage: Eukaryota; Fungi; Mortierellomycota; Mortierellomycetes; Mortierellales; Mortierellaceae
Exons: 2
Coding region: 1-621 (206 amino acids)
Source: RefSeq, a predicted model, not a curated record
AUGUUCCGAAAGUUUAACAAAUGGAAGAUCUCUCGGUCAGAGGUGAGCUGGACCGCAUCAGUGAUUGUUCCUAUUCUGGAGGAGUUCAUGUUUGUACAGCAUGAGCGCCAACUCAAUCACAUCAGCUGGCAAGCAACGCAGGAGCAGCCAUACCAGCCAGAUGUUAUCGGAUUGGCCGAUGAGGGUAAGACAGAGGUCUACUAUGGAGAGAUCAAGGUGGCUAAGGCCGGUCUUGAGGAGCAGCACACAGAUCGUCUUCGGCUGAUCAUCUUUUCCAAGGAUGCUCUGGACCUUUUUGAGCGGACUUUGGACACCACUCCUCCUGUGAUAUCCGCCCAAGUGGUGGGGCGACAGGCGGUGUUUUAUUAUGCAGUCAAGAUCGGCAACACCAUCUUGCACUGUAAGCUUUCUUCAUUCAGCAUGCCUGUGACCCUGGGCGAAUUCAAUCUACAUGACGUUUUCUUUCCUUUCUUUCCUUUCUUUCCUUUGUUCCAGGUGCAGUCGCUGACCAGGUUGGCAAAGGAAGGCUUAGAUCAUAAACGACAAGCACCUUUGGCCACUGUACCUUUCCCGACUAUGGGUACUCCUAGUCUCCGUAUAGCCAUGAACAAGAACAAUUAG